AUUUUAUAGAGACCCUCUUCUUCCAUAAGAGCGUAGACAUUCAAGUCUUUCAACUCGUCUCUCAUUCGUGAUUUGAGUUCGCUCCCUCUCCCUCUCCCUCUCCCUCUCCCUCUCUCUGCAUUUUCUUCUCUGCUUGAUUUGAGCAGUGAAGAAGCAGAAGAGCCGUUCUUCUUUUCUUCGUCUUUCUCAUUCUUUGGUUCGUCCGAUCGAAGGCGUGAAGAAAGAACUGGUUUCUGCUUGUUGGUGCUCCUGUAAUGGCGAACGUCCCACAAUUCGGCAACUGGUCAAGUGGAGAUCAAGUACCUUACACUGUAUGUUUUGAAAAAGCACGGAAACGAAGAGGUGGGCCGCUGGUUAAUCCAAACGAUCCACGUGAAAAUCCCAGUGCAUUUGGGGAAGCACCUCAGGUUCCCGACUGCGCUGCUCCAAAUGAUCACCACGAAAAUCCUGGUGCAUUUGUUGCAGCUCCUCCAGCAGCUCCUGUUCCUAAGCAUGAUCCCUUGCGAAGUGCAGAGGCACUCAGAAAGCCAACAGAUUUUCCUGGGCAGCUCGAUCGCGGUGGAACUACGGCUUCUGAUUUGGCGAAGCGAGGAAAGAGAGAAAAUGGAGGAGGUGAUAGGACUGCUGGCUAUGCAUCUCCUCAACCAUAUCAUGAAGAAAGAGUUUACCGUAGGGAUAGUGCUUCUGAGACAAAGAAUUCCACCGAUGGAGGGCCGCGCUUGAAAAACAGAUCAGCUGUUCGAGCCGACAAUGUGGGAACAGGUCCUGCUAUCCCAAAAUUCGGAGCUUGGAACGAGGCAGAUCCUUCUGCAUCUGCGGGAUAUACUGGCAUCUUUGACCAAGUGAGGGUGGACAGGCUGGGCGGCACAACAGGAGCUCGGAGAGCUCCUGCAAUUACAGUAAAGACACCAGAUCAUUAUGCCGCGACCCCGAGGCAGGAAGUUCGUAGAUCUUGGAUCCACCGUUGCUUUGGCAUGUGACAAGAAGGCCUGAUGCAGACUGUAUAUAGCUUUCAAAGACCAUUUAUAUUGAAGACAAAAAUUCAUUUUUUUGCUCUACUUUGCGCAAGUGCUGAAAUAGUCUUGGUGUUGGUUUGAAAGAGAGAAUGUACCUAGGAUAAUUGGUGUAUACUUUGCUUACUGUCGCUACAUUUAAAAGAUUGUAUUUCUGGUACCA
Molecule: messenger RNA, 1176 nt
Organism: Nymphaea colorata (pocket water lily)
Lineage: Eukaryota; Viridiplantae; Streptophyta; Magnoliopsida; Nymphaeales; Nymphaeaceae
Product: RPM1-interacting protein 4-like
Exons: 4
Coding region: 255-980 (241 amino acids)
Source: RefSeq, a predicted model, not a curated record